This is a messenger RNA of Physella acuta, 2588 nucleotides long. RefSeq lists its product as uncharacterized. The record is from RefSeq and is a predicted model, not a curated record. Lineage: Eukaryota; Metazoa; Mollusca; Gastropoda; Physidae.
AGAUUUAACAACUUUAAAAUAUGGCCUCCUGUCAAAUCUAGUGUCCUAUUGGUCAUCCAUCUGUUCCACCUUCCAACAUACAAUGCCUUCACAUGUUCAUAGAAAGCUCUAAAAACUUUCUUUUGAAAGAUAAUAACUUUUUGAAAAGGAAAAUAAGGGAAAUGGAUACUUACUCCCAAAAGAUUUCAUUUCCCCAUAAUGGAAAUGUUAAGGACGAUGAAAAAGAUUUAGUUGAAGGAGAAAAUAGUAGUCCGAUACACACUAAAUCUGGUAUCAGACAAAAUGGUUUACAUAAACUUGAUGACAGGAAAUAUAUAGAAGCAUUUGUUCAUGGAGGAUUUGAUUCUUAUGUGGAAAAUGGCUUAGAGUUCCAGCACAAUAAGUUUCUACAGAAUGGCAGGACAGCAAUGGAUGUGUUAAAUGGCAAGAGGGUGGCUAAACAAGCCUGGGGGGAUCAUAGAGACAGUGGCUCCGUUUGUAGCAGUGAUGAGGCCACGGCCAACACACAGUUGCAGGAUAUUCCAGGGGGAUUUAGGGCCAAACCCAACACUCCAGCCAGCAUAUACCAGCCAAACAGAAACAUAAAACCCAGCUCAAGGGUUGAUGGCUGGGAGGAUCCUGAGAGGAUGAUUCAGAGUGUGAGUUCUGGUCUGUCAGUGAGAGAUGAUGUCAUGACACAUGACAGGCAGAUGAUAUUUGACUCAUCGUUGUCCGGCUAUUACCUGGUCACACAAGACAAACCGGCACCAAUGGAACCUCUCCAGGUAUGGAGAGGAUAUAAAGGCAAUGUUUAUUUCCAGCCAAUUGUAAUUAAAAAAUUGAACAGUGCGCCAUCCAGACCCUCGACGUAUAAUCAGAAACAUUCAUCAAGGCCAGUAAUUCAGCCUAGAUCUGCCUCUUCAGGGCCAGUAACUCAUGCCUCAGGCAGCACCACUAAACCUUAUCGCUACAUCAACUCCUCCCCUCAGGUGUAUGUGCUGGACAAGGAGGCGGUCAUCAGCUCGUACAGCGACAAAAUGCACGAGGAGCUCAGGUCCAUUGAGAAAAUAGAGUCCACGGGUAGCCUGGCUGUGAGACCAAUCAGCCACAGCUUCAUCACGCCGAGGGGCAAACAAAUUCAAAACAUGAGAGACAGGAUAUGCAAGGGAAGUAACUUCCACACUUCCAAACCCAACAACCUCAAAAAUAAUGACAAUAGAAAAUUCUUGAGCGCUCAGGUUUCAAACAGGAAGCAAUUUUUUCUCGGCUCCGCCCCAAAACGCAGACCUAACGCUGCAGCUGUCAAACAAGAUGCAAAUCUUGUGGUGAAUGGCGACAAGUUCUCCCCCGCCCCAGUUGUGUCCCCCCAGUUUAAAAACUCGCCAUAUUCCAGCAGCGUGCAGCGCGCCACCAUGAACACCCCAGACUCACACGCCUCCUAUGAUAGGUUACCUACCCUGGAGGAAGUGAGCUCAGGUUUGCAGAAGGUCGAGGUCAGUGAAAAUUUGCUGCACCAGGAUGAGCCUCAUUCUGAAUCUCUCAAUCAAAUCACUCACUCAGGAGAUAACAAAACAUUGACUCGUUGAAAUGAGAUUUAAGGGUAUCUAACUCUUAUCUAGUUAAUUUAAACAUAAUUUAGAAACAAAUUUAAUACCUUUUUUAUUCAAACUCUAGAAUAAAUAUAACCAACUUACACUUGAAUAUUGUAAUAAACUUGGACCUGAUAUUCAUUAAAAAAUAACUAGAUCUUCGUUAAAAUAAAUCUGUUCUUUGUAGCAAUUAGAUGAUACCACACUUUCCCUAUUGCCAUAACUGUUGAUGUAAUAGUAGCAGGAACAUCACUAAGAUCUCUAAACUAGAUCCCUACAUGGUGAUCUGAAUGUGUUUAUUCUACAACUCCAGCGACCUGAAUUAUAUAAAAUGUUUAAUUGAAUUACCCACUGUUAUAAGAAAAUGUGUAUCUUUACUAAAUUAGAUGUGACUGGUAAAUGUUUAUUUAUUGUAUUUAUUGCUUUCAUUAUGUUUAUUACAGUUUAUUCUAUUAACAAAUUCUCAGACAUGGAGUCAGAUUUUUUAUUAAUUUAUAAUUUUUGAUGUUGACAAAAAGUUUUUGUAAAUAUUGACCUUUAUGAAAAAUCUGUAUUGAUUUUUUACGCAAUCAAAAUGUAUUAUUAUACUUAGCUUAUAAAUACAAUUUUUGUACCAGAUGAGCAAAGUUCCUUACUUAACCCUGAGUCCAUACAUAAUCACACAAAUUGGGGCAGGUAAUUGCAGCUGGGUAUUGUAAGGAUAUCACUCCUGUCUCGUCCAUGGUCCCACAAUUAUAAUAAUGAUAACAACAAUAAUAACCAUGUGAUGUAUUUUUUAAAAUAGUUUAUUACAACUUACAAGGAGUUAAUGUAAAGAUAUUAUCAGAGCAAAUAGUAACUAUGCUUUUUUUUACAUUUGUUGCUAAAUGUAUUUUGACUUGCCAGUAUUAAUUCUAAGACUGUCCAGUAUUAAGUCUUGAUCCAUUUAGAAUGAUAUAAAAUUUGUUGUAUUUAUAUGCUCAUGUUACCAAUUUUGUAACACAAUAUUUUGUAUGUGGGAACCUAAUUAAAAUGUGAAAU